Penicillium malachiteum is the source of this 630-nucleotide messenger RNA. RefSeq names its product Rab family GTPase YPT6. Gene Ontology annotation, molecular function: GTPase activity; GTP binding. The transcript is spliced from 5 exons. Bases 1 to 630 code for a protein of 209 amino acids. The record is from RefSeq and is a predicted model, not a curated record. NCBI's taxonomy places the organism in Eukaryota, Fungi, Ascomycota, Eurotiomycetes, Eurotiales, Aspergillaceae.
AUGGCCUCCGCCUCCGGGGUAGGGUCGUAUUCGAACCCGUUGAAGAAGUUCAAAUUGGUAUUCCUAGGCGAACAAAGUGUGGGAAAAACCUCUUUGAUUACUCGAUUCAUGUACGACUCCUUCGACAACACAUAUCAAGCUACGAUCGGCAUCGACUUCUUGUCCAAGACGAUGUACCUAGAAGACCGCACAGUCCGUCUCCAACUCUGGGAUACUGCUGGCCAAGAACGAUUCCGCUCUCUGAUUCCCUCCUACAUUCGUGACUCCAGUGUUGCGGUUGUCGUAUACGAUAUCUCGAAUGCCAAGUCCUUCCAGAACACUCGGAAAUGGAUUGAUGAUGUUCGUGGAGAGCGUGGGAACGAUGUUAUCAUCGUAUUAGUUGGCAACAAGACGGAUUUGAACGAUAAGCGAGAGGUCACCACCGCGCAGGGCGAGGAGGAAGCUAAGAAGAAUGGAUUGAUGUUUAUUGAGACCAGUGCUAAGGUCGGCCACAACGUGAAGCAACUGUUCCGGAGAAUCGCUCAGGCUCUUCCUGGAAUGGAGGGUGAGGCUAAGCAGGGAGAAAGCACAAUGAUCGAUGUGAACAUCCACCCCAAGGAAACCACCAACAAUGAUGGCUGCGCUUGUUAA